Messenger RNA from Hibiscus syriacus, 716 nucleotides. RefSeq lists its product as uncharacterized. The record is from RefSeq and is a predicted model, not a curated record. Gene Ontology annotation, biological process: negative regulation of cell population proliferation. The coding region runs from base 154 to 432 and encodes 92 amino acids. The transcript has a single exon. NCBI's taxonomy places the organism in Eukaryota, Viridiplantae, Streptophyta, Magnoliopsida, Malvales, Malvaceae.
AAGAAUCCACCUUUACUCUCUUUAUUACUCCCAGAUGCCAGAAUUCACUUCAGUGUUUCAGCUUCCAAAAGGGUACUAAAGAUUCCAGAAAACGAGAGAAACCUCCAUUGAUCUUUUUCUGUAAGCUCAAAAGAGGUCGCCUGGUUUUCAGCAAUGGCUUCUUCGAGUCUCGCAACAUGUUCAAGUGCACCACCAAGUUUCUACUUUGACGAGAAAUGGAAGUUUUCGAAGAAAGAAAGUUCAUCCUCCAGAAGCCGUUCUUCAUCUUCUUCUUCUUUCAUCAUCAAGAAGUCGUCUGCUUCUUCUUCGAAUAAAAGAUGCGCUUUUACCAGGAAGUGUGCCAGAUUAGUGAAAGAACAGAGGGCUCGUUUUUACAUCAUGAGGCGUUGCGUUACCAUGCUUAUUUGCUGGCGCGACUACGCUGAUUCUUAAGAAAAUGAAAAUCCGUGACCUCUUCUUUGAGAUGGUUUUCCCCCCUUUUUUGCUGGGUUAAUUAGCUGCUUCGUUUUUGGUUCAUCAAUGGCAUCCAAGCAAUCAAGAAGAAAUACUAGUAGAUAUCAAGUUAUAUAUAUAUAUAUAUAUAUAUAUAUACCUGUAUAUAAAUAGUUUUUUUUUGUAAGAGUAGUUGAAUCUCCAUAAAAGGAGCUAUGGGUUCUCUUAAAUCGUCUGUUACUUCCAUCGAGAUUAAUAUUAAGUAUUAAUUAGAGGGAAUCAAA